Molecule: messenger RNA, 1417 nt
Organism: Suillus clintonianus
Lineage: Eukaryota; Fungi; Basidiomycota; Agaricomycetes; Boletales; Suillaceae
Exons: 4
Coding region: 167-1222 (351 amino acids)
Source: RefSeq, a predicted model, not a curated record
GGGGGGUGGUGGGUAUGCGUGGAUCGGUCGGGGAAAAAAAAACAUUGCUCAAGGACAGUGGAAUUUGCCCAGGAAUACAUCAACUCAGUAAUGGAUCAUGUGAUGUGGUGAUUGUGGCCUUGUGUGGCCGGUGGCCCUUGUUUACGCUCCGACCGGUCCACAAUUCAUGAGGCAAGUAUUAAAGGCAGGGUUCCUUCAAACCAGCUUCGCAUCUUACUCGCAUGUCAUGAAGCCUAUUACCACAUUUCCAUUUAGUUACCUCCCAGUUGAGCUUGUCCUCGUCAUCCUCAGAUAUUACGUCCAACCCACCUUUGAUCAGACUGCUCCAUAUUACUCUAAAAGUCCAUAUUCUAAUGCACGCGCCCUCUGUCAUUUCUCCAGAGCUGUCAGGCGGGCGGUACUUCCAGAACUCCUCCAUACAAUACUGCUUAAAGACGAUGACACAGUGAGAGUGUUCGUGCAUGCUCUACAUAUGCAAAAAAUGUACGCGGAGAAAGCAAACCACCUCCGUUUCGACUACAUUCCCCAUGUGCACAAGAUCUGGAUGGGACCCCAUGGUGGCCGCGAUCUCUCACCAGCUUGCUUGCGCCACAUCGCAUGGGCCUAUACACAGAUUGAGCAUCCGCUUUCCAUCAGCCUCCUCUCUCCGGUGCUACUCGCUGCACCAUCCAUUGCCAUUGACUGGACAAGUAUGGACCUUCUUGAAGGAUGUCUGGAACAUGCAUGGAAGUCCCGUGCAGCCACACAUGCCAACAACGAACAUUCUCCACCUCCCUGGAACACCCAAACCCUGAUCCUGUCCGAGUCGCAUGAGCCCUUCACCAGCGGCGCACGGUGGGGGCGCCUCACGGACACUCCCCAGGGAUCUGCAUUCCUGGAAUCAAUCUCUCACCUCUCAACCACCACAUCCAUCCUCCGGUCGAGCGCAUCAUCCUACCGCAUGCCUCCGUGGAUGGAGGUCACUCCAUGGGCUUCUUUCAAAAGCCUUCAAAUUGUCUCAUUGCCGUACUUGAUUGCUAUCGAACCCCUCGUUGGCAUCGGGCUGGUGAACGGCGUGCACGUCGAGCUGUUGACAUUGCCUGCAUCCCUGCUAAGGGACCACCACGGCUGUAUUCCCGAUUUCAUGGGGAAGAUAAAGGUGUUGGAUCAGAGAAGUUUCGUAGAGGAGAUUAUUCGAUCAGAUGGUGUUCAUUUAAAGAAAUUUUGGGCAAGCAUGUUGUAAAGUGGACUUGGGGCGUUAUGUAAAUAACCCCAGAUAGUGAUGCACCGCUCUUUUUACUAAAUCGUCCUCAACUUCACAGCAUGGCUGCAAGCAACAAUGAGGAGACAGCGCAGUAUGUCCAUACUUCCUCCCUCCCCGUGCUACACACCACUGCCAGUCGAUAUAUGUACGCGCUCCUGAAAAGCGAUUGAAGUC